Larimichthys crocea (large yellow croaker) is the source of this 4067-nucleotide messenger RNA. RefSeq lists its product as uncharacterized. The record is from RefSeq and is a predicted model, not a curated record. Gene Ontology annotation, molecular function: protein binding. The transcript is spliced from 8 exons. NCBI's taxonomy places the organism in Eukaryota, Metazoa, Chordata, Actinopteri, Sciaenidae. The coding region runs from base 81 to 2933 and encodes 950 amino acids.
UGAGGUUGUUGGUGUUCAUUUCCCUCCAGAGGUGAGUGCACCCCAUUUUAUCAUUAGAACCCCCAAAGGAUGUUGUGCACAUGCGCGUUGUGCAAUCUACCGGAGCGCGAGAGGUAGGGAAGGGAGUCCUAAUGGCGGAGACUGUACGGUCGCCUUUCGACUACCGGGAACCACCGACCCUCGACAGCGACGGAGAUGGGAGCAAACCGCCGCCGCCAAGGGGCCGCGUGUGUGGGAGAAAAAGGAAGGGGACACCUGUGAAGGUGUGUGACCGAGCGUAUGUAACAGAAGAUGAGGAGGAGGAGAGCAUGUCGGAGCACAGCUACAGCCCCGGUGAUAGCCAGUAUCCAGAGGGUGCAGAAGACCGCCUCCCUCCACCUGGCAGUCCCUACUACCUGCCCGAUCCCACUCAGCUCUGCGUGCCGGAGUUGGGGGAGGAGGGAGCGAGUGGUGUGCGAGGACCCGUGCUCUUCCAUCCGCCGCCAAACUGCAGGAUUCGAGAAGUUCACUGCGGGACCCAGGUUCGGUUAGUUGUCAUAGCAAUCCGAGAUAUCGCCAAAGGGGAGGAGAUCACAGUGGACUACAGCCUGACGGACUGGGGCGAGAACGCAAUGGAGGAAGAGGGCGGCCCUCACCCACUGUCCCUCUCUGUUUCCGAUUACCUUACCCCGUCCUGGUCAUUAUCACCUUCAUCCUCCCCUCUCACGCACUCUGAGCCCAGUGACUCAGACCGCGAGGAGGAUGAAGAGGAGGAAGACGAUGAUGACGACGACGACGAUGAAGAGGAGGAAAUCGAGGAGAUGAGGGGUCGAAUGCUCCGCCGGCGCAAGAAGCGCAAGCUGCCGGCGGUGGUUAAUUCUAAGAAGAAAACCACACCCACCACCGCGAGAGGACCGGGCCGCCCCUGCUCAUCCUUUUCCCGCCCGGCACCUGUCCCACCUCCAGCCAGAUCCCAGUCCCAGCCCCCAGUCGGCACCCUGGCAACCCCGACCACCAACAUCAACAACAACAUCAAUAUAAACAUCGGCAGCUCCAGUGGUGCCACAGUGAGCCGGCGGCAGCACUGCCCGUACUGCGGACGCCACUAUCGCUCUCUGGCACGCCACCUGGAGAAGCACCACGCCAACCAGCCGGAGGUCAGAACAGCCAUGGAGAUGGCACACAUGCACAGUUCUUCAAACGGCAGCGCCCCGCACCCUCACCCCUCAUCGUCCUCCGCUGCCACCCCUCACAGUCAUUCCUUUGCUGUCCCUCAGCCAUCGGCCUCCAACCCUGCCCCACCCUCUCUCUUCUCCCGGGAGAAGGAAUCGCCAGCUACGCGCUCGAGCACAGGCGCCGUCUCGUUCUCCCUCUCGCUUUCGCCGCCUUCCUCGACUCAGCCUGCGGCCACCAAGAAGGGGCCUAGCUUACCGCCCCCCGCCGCAAAACGGCCCACAACCCCGAUGGUGUCACGGGUGAAGAGUCCGUCACCACCUCCCCCGUCUACGCCUAGAAGGGGUCGCAGGAUGAAGAAAGAAAAGCAUGAAGAGCAGCAAAAGGUGGAGGUGGAGAACUCGAGAGCUCAAGAGGAGCUGGUUCCACCUCCAACUCCAGAGCCAGACGUAGAUCCAGAUGAAGAUCUGGAGUUGAGUGGAGAAGGAGAAGAGGAAGCACCAGAGGAGAAAAAUGGAGAGAUUGUGAGACAUCACAUGUCUCCGCUGCUCUCCUCCCUCUCCUGUUUGGUCCUCUACCUCCGCCGCCAGCAGCACUCCUCUUUCCUUUCUUUAACCCGUUCUGCUCACUCCGCCGAGGCCUGGCGCCUGCUCUGCCAUUCCAGCCUCUCCCUGCUCAUCCUCUACAACCGCCACCGGGAAUGUGAGGUGGCCAAGCUCACUAUCCAGGACUACCGCAGCCGCACCACCCCCCCCCAGGCCAACUCCAUCAGCAGCAGCAGCAGCUCUCCAUCUGGCAUGGAAACCCUCCUGUCCCCCUUUGAGCGUCAGGUCCUCAGUCACCUCCCGAGGGCCGGUGUUUUGGGCAAACGCGGUCGCAUCCAGCCGCUUAUUUUCCCACCACACUGUGAGUCCUGCCUGGACCUACUCCUUCAAACCAGCCCCAAUGUGGGUGUAGACCCAGAGAGUCCCUAUGUCUUUUCCCGGCCCUACCACUCUCCUGCAACCCCUCUCCGGGGCACAGACCUUCUGAGAAACCUGGCACGAGCCAGCGGGGCUAAGAACCCCGGAGCACUGACAGCAACACGCGUGAGGCGGCAGGUAGCAAUACUUACUCAACUGCUGCUAUUAGAAGAAGGUGAGGGCCAGGGCGGAGCUACCAAACGGCUGGAGGACUUCCUCGAACGAGAGUACCACGUGACCCAGAACUGCUCCUCAAUCCUGCGGGAUCCGGCACUGAUGGGUCGCGUGGGUCGGGUCGUCCUUUACGGAGAGAGGGAGGGCGUGCUUUUCCGAGGAAUGAGCCUGCAGCACAUCUGCCUCGAAUUGGACGUAAUGUCUGGCAACUCAGCAGACUCGUUUUCAGAAGAUUCCGAGGCAGAGGAAGAAAAGGAGGAAGUUAAGGAGAAAGCUGAGGUGGUGGUGAAGAAGAAAGGACCAGGGCGACCGCCACGGAAGAAGAGAGCACCCAAUCCUUCUCCAGUCAGCCCGACGAUAGCCAACGUUCACAAGAGGAGAUGUAUUCCACCCAAAUCAGGGAAGCGCGGCGUGCUGAAGCGGCCUUGGUCGGAGGCGGAGCGUGUAGCCGUGGAGACUCACCUCAAAAGAAACCUCAUGGAGCUGCGAGUCCCUGCGAAGGCGGACUGCGAGCGCUGCCUCGAACUCUGCCCCCUGCUAGUGAGCAACCAGCGAGACUGGAGGGCCAUUAAGUUUUACGUCCACAAUCGCAUCCAGCUGCUGAAGAAGCAAGGCAGGAGGGAAAGCGCUGCUUCCGUCUGCUAGGGCAAAAAACACACAAAUGUGGGAGAGGACAGAAAUCAUAAUGUAUAAACCACCAGCAAUCAUAAUGAACAGGAAAAGUCUUGGGUCAUGGUGGAGUGCAGCUUCUCUUUUUCAUUUCUUUCCUGGGUGUGGUACCUGAAGAUAGGUGCCUAGUCUCAUCACUCCUCGUUAUACGUGAGUAGUGUAAUUAAACUGACUAAGCUAAGAAAACAGAUGGGUCGCUCCAGUUAGGAAUCGUUCAUGCUCAGUGUUUCGGAUGCCCAGUGACUGUUUUCCAGAUGUGUUUUUAAGCAGUUGGACAAGGUGUACUUAAAAAUGUGAAUAUGAGUUCAGACACAGUGAAUGCUUUUUUUUUUUUUUUUUUUUUAAGAUUAUUUUUAAUGUCAUAUUUUUGUUGUUUUUAGAUAGUUGACAGUGGAGAGCAGUAUGACGUAUAGGAGAGGGAAGAUGACAUGCAACAAAGGUUCCUGGAGUGAUACCAGGUUGCAGUAUGCACUUUAGACCACCAGGACACGCUACAGCAAAUGAUCCGUGGUCUUAGUGUUUGCUUCCACUGAGGGCUGAUGACCAAACAUGAACAUGUAAAGCUUUGGAGGAAAAAACCAAUGGUUCCGAUCUUUAAAAAAAUGUCUUCAGGACUGAGACGUGUAUGAACUUGUAUAGUUUGUGUUUGAUAUUGACUGGCAUUGUACCCAUCCCCUACCCCAUGGCCUACAACUGACGAGUGUUUUAAGAAGUAUUCUUCAAAGUGUUGGACCAUGAUGCACCUGUGAAGUGGUUCUUGCAUACCCCCUUAUACCAUGAUCAUAGUCAGACUAUUAUGUAUCAAGGCACGCCUACUUGAAUUUAUUGCGUAUCAGAAUAAAAAAAAAAAAAUUUAUUACAUAUGGUCUUAUUCACAAUGUAAAUACUUCUUAAUCUAUGAAAAGUAUACAGUAGUGAUGGCAAAGUUAGUAUUGUGUUAUGGUGUAUAUACUGUAAAUACUACCUGUACUUAUUAAAGUGUAUGACAUUUUGCUGUGUUUUCUUAAACUGGAUUGUAAAGUGAGUUUUACAUUGUGGACACAGACUGACACAAAGAAAACAGAAAUAACAAAUAAAUACAAGAUCCCAUAUUGAUUGAGUUCAUUCAAA